This is a messenger RNA of Periophthalmus magnuspinnatus, 516 nucleotides long. RefSeq names its product leucine rich repeat containing 51 (gene lrrc51). The record is from RefSeq and is a predicted model, not a curated record. The coding region runs from base 1 to 516 and encodes 171 amino acids. Gene Ontology annotation, molecular function: protein binding. Lineage: Eukaryota; Metazoa; Chordata; Actinopteri; Gobiiformes; Gobiidae. The transcript is spliced from 4 exons.
AUGUACAGUCCUCCGGUGGAUCUAUCCUUCAGAAAUCUCUCCACCAUGACAGAUGCUAUGGCGGAGAUUCCCCGACGUGGCGUGCGUCCUCUGACCCCCGACUCCAGGGGGCGGUACCAUAGUCGAGCUGUGCGCCUCAAUAACAAUAACAUCAGUGACCUAACGGGUGUCGGCUUCCUCCUGGGGCACUUCCUGUCCAGACCUUCCCAUCUGGGUUGGCUCGACCUCUCCUUUAAUAAACUGGAGCGCAUCGACCCGGUUUUGUGUGAGAUGCAAGAGCUGCGUAUAUUGUAUCUCCACGGGAACAGCAUCUGGAAGCUGUCAGAGGUGGAUAAACUGGGCCGGCUGCCCCACCUCCACACCAUCACCUUACAUGGCAACAGCAUCGAGUCUACCAGCGGAUACAGGAGUCGUGUAAUAGCCGUCCUACCAGAGCUGAAGGCUAUGGACUUCAGUGCAGUCACAACGGAGGAGCGUGUCCUGUCUCAAAUAAAGUUUACUGGUGUCAGACACUGA